AUGGUGGUGUUGAAGGCCGAGCUGAAGUCUAUGAAGAGCAUCCUGACUGAGGUCCCAGGAUUCUCCAAGUGGUGCAGGGCGGAGUGGAGAACUUCUGCUGGGGUUUGCCAACAGAAGCUGAAAUGUGGGCUGAAGAAGAGGUUCCAGUGUGUGUUUGAAGGAGUCUCUAAAGCAGGAGAGUCCACCUUCCUGAACCAGAUCUACACAGAGCUCCACAUCACAGAGGGAGGGGCUGCAGAGAUCAAUGAGGAACAUGAGGUCAGACAGAUUGAAGCAGCAUCCAGGACAGCAGACAGAGCAGAAACAAGCAUCAGACCAGGAGACAUCUUUAAAGCCUCACCUGGAGGACCUCAACCAAUCAGAACAGUGCUAACAAAGGGAGUGUCUGGCAUUGGGAAAACAGUCCUGACACAGAAGUUCACUCUGGACUGGGCUGAAGACAAAGACAACCAGGACGUCCACUUCACAUUUCCAUUCACCUUCAGAGAGCUGAAUGUGCUGAAGGAGAAGAAGUUCAGCUUGGUGGGACUUGUUCAUCACUUCUUCACUGAAACCAAAGAAGCAGGAAUCUGCAGCUUUGAAGACUUCCAGGUGGUCUUCAUCUUGGACGGUCUGGAUGAGUGUCGACUCCCUCUGGACUUCCAGCACACUGAGUUCCUGACUGAUGUUACAGAGUCCACCUCAGUGGAUGUUCUGCUGACAAACCUCAUCAGGGGGAAACUGCUUCCCUCUGCUCGCCUCUGGAUCACCACACGACCUGCAGCAGCCAAUCAGAUCCCUGCUGACUGUGUGGACAGGGUGACAGAGGUCCAAGGGUUCACUGAUCCCCAGCAGGAGGAGUACUUCAGGAGGAGGUUCAGAGAGGAGAUGCAGGCCAGCAGGAUCAUCUCCCACAUCAAGACCUCCCGAAGCCUCCACAUCAUGUGCCACAUCCCAGUCUUCUGCUGGAUCACUGCUACAGUUCUGGAGCACAUGUUGAGCACAGAGCAGAGAGGAGAGCUGCCCCAGACCCUGACUGACUUGUACUCCCACUUUGUGCUGGUUCAGACACACAAGAAGAAGCUCAAGUACCAUGAAGGACCUGAGACGGUUCCACAGGAGCUGACGGAGGCUGACAGGGAGCUUCUUCUGAAGCUGGGCAGGAUGGCCUUGGAACAUCUGGACAGAGAAAACAUCCUGUUCUACCAAGAAGACUUGGAGCAGUGUGGUCUGGAUGUGACUGAGGCCUCGCUGUACUCUGGAAUCUGUACUCAGAUCUUCAGAAGAGAGUCUGUAAUCUUCCAGAAAGCCGUCUACAGCUUUGUCCAUCUGAGUGUUCAGGAGUUUCUGGCUUCAGUCUCCAUGUUCCACUGUUUUACCAGCAGAAAGGCAGAUGGACUGAAGACCUUAAUUGGAGAGGAUCAUGUUUUCACAUCUCUUGAUGAUUUCCUGAAGGUCGUCCUGCAGCAAUCCCUCAGGAGUCAGAACGGCCACCUGGACCUGUUUGUCUGCUUCCUUCAUGGCCUGUGUCUGGAAUCCAACCAGAGACUCUUAGAAGGUCUGCUGGGUCGGACAGAGAUCAGUCCAGGAACCAUCCAGAGAGUCAUCCAGAACCUGAAGGAGAUCAACAGUAAAGAAGUGUCUCCUGACAGAAGCAUCAACAUCUUCCACUGUCUGAUGGAGAUGAAGGAUCUCUCAGUACAUCAGGAGAUCCAAGAGUUCCUGCAGUCAGAGAACAGAUCAAAGGAACUCUCUGAGAUCCACUGCUCAGCUCUGGCCUACAUGCUGCAGAUGUCAGACCAGGUCCUGGAGGAGUUGGACCUGAAGAACUACAACACAUCACAGGAGGGACGAUGGAGACUGAUCCCAGCUGUGAAGAACUGCAGGAAGGCUGAUCUUUCUGGCUGUGGACUCUCUGAUCUUCACUGUGAAGUGAUCUCCUCAGCUCUGAAGUCUGACCCCUCCCACCUGAAACAUCUGGACCUGAGUAGGAACAUCCUGAAGGAUUCAUCAGUGAAGAUUGUGUGUUCUGGACUGGAGAGUCCAAACUGUAACCUGGAGACUCUGAGGUUGAGGGGCUGCAGGUUGUCAGAGAUCAGCUGUUCGUCUCUGGCCUCAGCUCUGAAGUCCAACCCCUCCCUCCAGAAUCAUCUGGAACUUCUGGACCUGAGUGGGAACCCUGAUCUUCAGGAUUCAGGAGUUUCUCAGCUGUGUGGUUUUCUGCAGAGUCCACUCUGUGGUCUGCAGACUCUGAGGUUGAGAAGAUGCAGUUUGUCAGAGAUCAGCUGUUCUUCUCUGGCCUCAGCUCUGAAGUCCAACCCCUCCCACCUGAAGGAGCUCAACCUGGAUUACAACCAGCUGCAGGCUCCAGAUGUGCAGCAGCUGGUUGAUCUC
This is a messenger RNA of Salarias fasciatus (jewelled blenny), 2373 nucleotides long. Its product is annotated as NLR family CARD domain-containing protein 3-like. The annotation marks the transcript as partial. Lineage: Eukaryota; Metazoa; Chordata; Actinopteri; Blenniiformes; Blenniidae. Gene Ontology annotation, molecular function: protein binding. The record is from RefSeq and is a predicted model, not a curated record. The transcript has 5 exons.